This is a messenger RNA of Psylliodes chrysocephalus, 2090 nucleotides long. NCBI's taxonomy places the organism in Eukaryota, Metazoa, Arthropoda, Insecta, Coleoptera, Chrysomelidae. The record is from the annotation of a GenBank genome assembly.
AAUUGCACAUAAUUCGCACAUACUGAUAGAUAAGGUUUUGAUUGAUUUUGCUAAGAUCGUUUUGCUAACUUUACAUACCUAAUUAAAUUGGCUACAUAUAUAGAAAAGUUGUUUCUGGCAAAAUGUUAUUUUUUUUUGAUCGUUGAUGAAAUUUGGUGCCUCUACAGGGAUUUUCAAACAUUGUCAAUUAUAAUUAAAAAUGUUCAGAAUUGAACAAUACCUGGAAUAUAUUAUCCAAGUAUGCAAUCACAGCUGACCAUAUACAAUCGAACUGGAGGAGUACAAUAGGCAACCUGGAAGAAAGCUACUUAAUUUGUUUGGAACAAAUAAUAGAUUUACUUACGAAGAGGUUUUUAAAAGAUGGGACUUCUUAGAAAAAGAAGCAAGUAAACAAGGAAUUUCAAUAAUUGGGUUUUCCUCGGAUGGUGAUAUACCUUUAUUAAAAGCCAUGCGAAUUAAGUAAAAUUUCCAAAAGACUGAUAAAUAAUCUUGUGAAACAUGGGACUGGUUUCACAUGCCUCUUAAUGGGCACUGUUGUAUCCAAGAUUAUGUAAAUAUAAUGACGAAAUUCUGGACUAUACUGCUAAAAUCAUACCUUAAACGAAACCAAAAUGACGAAGAAUUUAAUAAACAAAGACAAAAUGAAAAUAAAAAAACAUAAAAAAUGAUAAUAGGGUCUUUUGAAGUUUCAAAAAAUUAUUUAGUUGAUCUGAUAACAAGAUUUACUAAAGAUAAACAUCUGCUAAUACCAUCUGAUCUUUAUUUAAAUGAUAAAAUGAAUUAUAAAUCUGCAGAAAAGAUGUUUUCUGAAAUGGUACAAAAUUUGUUAAAAACUCAACCUGAUGCACUAGGAACCGUCAAAUACUUAAAUUUAAUGAACAAGAUCAAAGUGGCGUUUUUGGAUAAAAAUGUUUUGAUUUAUUGUAUGUGGAAUGUUGUGUUCUUUUUACGAAUUUGGAGGCGAUGGAUAAUCUCUGAUGAAAACCUGAGUUUAUCAAAUAAUUUUAUUACAUUAAAUAGCUACUUAUGUGUGGAACUUAAUAUAUAUGUUAUUAUAAAGUUAAAUAAUUUGUUUAAAGAAAAUAAACAGAUAGAUGAAAAUACUUCAAAAGAAAUGUUUUUACCAUUGCUAUUUAGUUCUCAACCAUGUGAAAAACUGUUUAGAGCUGUGAGAUCUAGGCAUCCACUUUCUCAACAGUUGUUAAUUUUAGUGUGUUAGAAAUAAUUAAGAGAACCAAUAAGAUAGAAUAUAUUAACGACUGUAUAACAAAUUUAUAUGACACAUUUAUAUUCCCUAGAGAGAACAAUUAUAAACAUAAUUUAGACCCAAAUUUAAACGAAUAUGCCGGUAUAUAAAGACAUUUGGAAAAAUAUAGAAUACAUAAAAUAUUAUGAAGAAGGCAAAGAAACCGUUCAUUCUGACAUUGACUCGGAUGAUGAUUUAAUUAUAAAUGAAAACGUAUAAGAAAGUAAUAAUAUAAUUGAAGGUCAAGAACUUUUUUAAGAUAUUACCUCAGAAAGCGAAGCUGACAGAGAACAAGAAAUUAUUGAAAGCCAAGGUGAGACUUCGGCUGAGACCACUUCUGAAGGAGGAAAUAUUUUGAAAAACUUUACUCCUCUGAAUGUUAGUGAUACUAAAACAAAAAAAUGUAGUGCACAUAAAAAUUGGAAAUCUAAAACAAUUAGAAAAACAACAUUAUUUUGGGUACUAGACAAGCAUUCCAAUAAAUUAAGUUCGGACACGAUUAUAUGAGUUAGGGGAGUCCCAGAAUUUGCCGAUUCUAAAAAUUACAAGAAAAGCACUGUCAAUUUAUUAGGAAAGAUAAUAAUAGAAAGUAGAAAUGAUGAUAAAGUUUUUAAAAGAAGACUUAGGUCACUAUUAUUGGCCUAACAAGGAUAAUAUGCAGUUAAAAAGGAAUGCAUCCUAUUCGGGCCAAUAUUUUUAGGUUUUAAACCGUUUAGUAUAACCAAAGAAACAAAGAAAGAAAUAAGGAAAAUAUAUAAAGAAUAUAAGCCUGCAACAGUUUAUUAAGAGUUUUAAGUAAUUUGUUUUUAUUUAUUAUUACUUUGUUUUAUUUUAAAUAAGUAAC